UGGAAAACAAAAAUACUUAAGUAUAUAAUUAGGAGAAACGCAAAUUAUAAGCAGCAAAACAUAAGCUUAUAACAGAGAGAGAAAGAAUGCCGAAGAACAAGGGAAAAGGAGGAAAGAACAGGAAGAGAGGGAAGAACGAAGCAGACGACGAUAAAAGAGAACUAAUAUUCAAAGAAGAUGGGCAAGAAUACGCACAAGUACAACGUAUGUUAGGUAAUGGCAGAUGUGAAGCGCAGUGUAUUGAUGGAACAAAACGUCUAUGUCACAUACGUGGUAAGAUGCAUAAAAAAGUUUGGAUUGCUGUUGAUGAUAUCAUCCUCGUUGGUCUUCGUGAUUAUCAGGAUGAUAAAGCAGACGUGAUUCUGAAGUACAUGCCAGAUGAGGCGAGGCUGUUGAAGGCGUACAAAGAGUUGCCUGACAACAUUAGGCUCAAUGAGGGCCUUGGUGGUGGAUUUGAUGAUGAGGAAAACGGCAUUGCUGAUAAUUGUGUUGAGUUUGAGGAUGAUAUUGACAGAAUCUAAAAUUUGUGAAAUUAAAGUGAUCGUGUUUUUGACUUACUAAUAUUUAUGUAGGAGUUUAAUUUCAGUAUAGAUUCACAGCUUAUUAUGUGUUUUUUGAAGUAAUACAUUAUAAA
Nicotiana tabacum (common tobacco) is the source of this 634-nucleotide messenger RNA. Its product is annotated as eukaryotic translation initiation factor 1A-like. Gene Ontology annotation, molecular function: translation initiation factor activity; RNA binding. The record is from RefSeq and is a predicted model, not a curated record. Gene Ontology annotation, biological process: translational initiation. NCBI's taxonomy places the organism in Eukaryota, Viridiplantae, Streptophyta, Magnoliopsida, Solanales, Solanaceae.